Messenger RNA from Strongylocentrotus purpuratus (purple sea urchin), 3271 nucleotides. RefSeq lists its product as uncharacterized. The transcript is spliced from 6 exons. Bases 705 to 2279 code for a protein of 524 amino acids. NCBI's taxonomy places the organism in Eukaryota, Metazoa, Echinodermata, Echinoidea, Camarodonta, Strongylocentrotidae. The record is from RefSeq and is a predicted model, not a curated record.
UACCGAGAAAGAUGGAGAGGACCUCUUCGAGUAUGUCAUCAAAGAAAUUCCUGUAUCCAUCUCAGUGUGUACAUCAGGGUAUGACUUCAACGUACAAGGCAUUGUGUCCUUCCUGAAAGAUAUUAUGAAGUAUUAUCCGGAACUGAUCAAAGAAGUCAAGUUCCAUGCGCUACCGUACAACGAUCUCGAUCAUUAUGAAUUUCCAAAGGAAAACCCAGUUGAUGUGAUGCUUCUGUGCCACUCCAUCAACAACAGAGGGUUUAUAAUCACAGACGUCAUGGAUGCCCUGUAUAAUGAGUACCUUCCAUACUGUGCGAGGAUCGUAGGAAAGAACAAGAUGGGGGUGAUCGUCCAUGACUUUGAUGAUAUGAGAGAAACAGUUCAAUCAUCUCGCAUGGAUUCAUUCAAGUACAAGCAACCAAAGGCCUUCGAGACUACCAGCCUUCAGAUAACAUGUGGACACAUCAAGGAGAAAGAGCAGGUCCUAGAACAGAUGCAAGAAGUAGACCGAGAAAAGCUUCUUGAGUUCCUGAAGAAUGCGUCAAAAUGUCCCGAAGAAAUGGUUGCGAAUCCAAGCUUAUUGAAAAAGGCGUAUUCCACUCUUUACUUAUUCUGUGAAUCAGUUAAGGAGCAGGUAGGGGGCAGUCAAGAUAGCACAUCCGAAGGAUCUAGCGUGCAUCGAAGUGAAGCUGAACGAAACGAUCAUGGUACGUUUCGCAAUGCCGAAGCUCAGAAUGGCAAUAAAAAGCGAUUGGCGAAUGAAAGGCAGUCUUCAACGCAACCCAGCCAAGCGAGCAUGUCAAACGAAGAAAGCUACAUCCGGUGGUUCUCACCAGACACUUCAAGCUAGCGUGGAUGAAAGGGAACUAAAUCCAUCGAGGGAAGCAUCUCCCAUAGGACAGCAAAGACCAGGCACAUCUAACUUGGCGGCAGCGGCACACACCCAUAGUUUACCAUCGCCUCGUCGUAUCUCAAUCUCAGUCUGUUCUUCCGCCUACGAGCAAAACGUCCAAGGGUUCAUGUCCAAGCUUACCAAGUUGCUAGCCGCACAGCCUCAUAUGGUCGCGGACGUCCGUUUCCGAAGCCUACCGUACAACGACAUUGAUUCGUUCAGGUUUCCGUCAAACGACACCGUUGAUGUUAUGGUCCUCUGCCAUUCAGUCCAGAAUCGAGGGUUCUCAAUCACCAAUGUACUGAAUGCUCUCUACGAAAAAUAUCUGCAAUAUUGCCAUGAUGUGAUAGGAAAGAAGAAGCUGGCCGUGAUUGUUCACGAUUUUAGCGACUGCAAACCAAAGACCCUUGAUGUCAGGAUGGAAUCGUUCAGGAGGUCACAACCUUUGACAUUUGAGCUCGUUGACUCCGUGAUCGUAUGCGGUAGCCUGGGGAAACCAGGCAAAAUAAAAAUAAGAGAUGAAGAUAUGACACGACUUACAACCUUCUUCGAAAGAGCGAGAUUUGAACCAAAAGAGAACAAUGCCGACGACCAAUCAUUAAUAGAAAGCCUGCAAGGCACAUCCGGCGGUUUUCACCAGACACCACAAGCUAGCAUGGAUGAAAGGAACCAAAAUACACCGAGGGAAUCAUCACUCAUAGGUCAGCAAAGACCAGGCACAUCGGACGUGGCGGCAGCGGCAAACAACCGAGGUUCACCUGGCCAGCGGCCCAUGGCUUCUAGAAUGACUGUCACAUCUGCACCACAAGUGUCAACACCAUCGCCACGUCGUAUCUCAGUCUCAGUCUGUUCUUCCGCCUACGAGCACAACGUCAAAGGGUUCAUGUCCCAGCUUACCAAGUUGCUAGCCGCACAGCCUUAUGUGAUCGCCGACGUCCGUUUCCGGAGCCUACCGUACGCAGACAUUGACUCAUUUAGGUUUCCGUCAAAUGACCCCGUUGAUGUGAUGGUCCUCUGUCAUUCGGUACAAAAUCGAGGGUUUUCAAUCACCAAUGUACUGAACGCUCUUUACGAAAAAUAUCUGCAAUAUUGCCAUGAUGUGAUUGGAAAGAAGAAGCUGGCUUUGAUUGUCCAUGAUUUUAGCGACUGCAAACCAAAGAUCCUUGAUGCCAGGAUAGAAUCGUUCAGGAGGUUACAACCUUUGACAUUUGAGCUCGUUGACACCGUGAUCGGAUGCGGUAGCCUGGAGGUCCCAGGAAAAAUAGAAAUGAGAGAUGAAGAUAUGACACGACUUGCCAUCUUCUUCGAAAGAGCGCGGUUUGAGCCCAAAAACAAUACUGUCAACGUGCGGUCAUUAAUGAAAAGCCUCCGAGGAAUGUUCAAGUAAUAACCAGCAGAAACCAAAAAGGAAUCGAAAGUAGGAGAAGAAGAGGUAAAAUCGACGAGGGCGCAGAAAUGGAUAAUAUUUCACAUCUGUUACAAGUAAUUACUGCAACCCCUGACCCCCCCCCCCCACGCACACAUAAUCAUUUCUCCCCACUCAUCACUCACAAAAUUACGUGAUUUGUUAUCAUUAUACCCUGUUUACAUGACACUGUACAUAUGUCAAAGGUCAUUGUGAAUACCUCAAAGGCCAUCGUGCAUACAUCAAACGUCAUUUUACUUUCGCCUAAGGUCAUUCAUUAUAUAUCAACGUUUUUCCUUCCCACUCAACACACACUAUUUUAUGUGACGUCUUAUCCUUAUGGUUAACCAAAUCGUUAUCCUUGCCAUUAUAAAGAAUAGCCUAGUGCAAUCUUUUUCCUCCAUUUUUUAAACAACUUUUGGAGGGCUUUCAUUUGCUUUAGUGUAAUGUAGACUAUAAAACUCAAUACAUGUACCUCUUGACUCGAUUUGAUGAUAUUUUCCUGAAAACAUAACGCUUGUGACUGCCGCAUUGCUGAGAGUAAAUGUAAAUAUAUAUAUAUAUUCCUGUAUUAUUUCACUGUUGAUCGUGUACUAGGAACUGCUUUGCAUGAAAUGCGUAUAUUGGCUUCUCAUUAGAGUAUGGAAACGUUACAAUUGGAACUGUACCGUGAGCAUUAAGCAUACAACUACCGAUGAUGUAACAUUUUCACGACAUACUUAUAUCGACUUUAUAAUAAUAGUGAUACUGUAUUUCGCCCAUUUUGACCCUAAGAAUUUAGUAAGCUUAUUGUGCCAAAAUAUUAAUCAAUGCUUUGCCUUGAAAUAACUCGUUUCUUUUAAGCGUUUUCGUACACUUCGUGAUCAAUAAGUGAAUCGAUUCUCCAUGUCCUGUUGCCAAAAAAAACAGUGGAAUAUACUUUCUCUCUUGAUGGAAUACAUUUUGGGGAAACAGGAUUUUAUCAUUAACAAUCA